CUUUGCUAACUACCGCAAGUGAAGCUGCUGUCGCUAUAAUGUCUGGAAGAGGCAAACAGGGAGGCAAAGCUCGUGCCAAGGCCAAGACCCGCUCCUCGCGGGCCGGGCUCCAGUUCCCGGUGGGUCGAGUGCACCGCCUGCUCCGCAAGGGCAACUAUGCCGAGCGGGUCGGCGCCGGCGCGCCCGUGUACCUGGCGGCGGUGCUGGAGUACCUGACGGCCGAGAUCCUGGAGCUGGCGGGCAACGCGGCCCGCGACAACAAGAAGACGCGCAUCAUCCCGCGCCACUUGCAGCUGGCCAUCCGCAACGACGAGGAGCUCAACAAGCUGCUGGGCAAGGUCACUAUCGCUCAGGGCGGUGUCUUGCCCAACAUCCAAGCGGUGCUGCUGCCCAAGAAGACUGAGAGCCACCACAAGGCCAAGGGCAAGUAAUGGCCUAGAUUUUGGCGACACGCAUCAACCGAAACCAAAGGCUCUUUUCAGAGCCACCCACAUUUUCUGGAAAAGAACUUAACAUCUAUCUUGUUUGGGAAAAUGAAAAGAGAUUUAAUGUGAAAAUUUCCUUCCUUAAUCUCUAGUUUGUUCAAGUCGAAGUGUGGUAAAAGGCUUCAUAUUUAAAUUAAAAAGUAAAAUGAC
Phacochoerus africanus (Common warthog) is the source of this 635-nucleotide messenger RNA. Its product is annotated as histone H2A type 1. Bases 39 to 431 code for a protein of 130 amino acids. The transcript has a single exon. The record is from RefSeq and is a predicted model, not a curated record. Gene Ontology annotation, cellular component: nucleosome. Gene Ontology annotation, molecular function: protein heterodimerization activity; DNA binding; structural constituent of chromatin. NCBI's taxonomy places the organism in Eukaryota, Metazoa, Chordata, Mammalia, Artiodactyla, Suidae.